Molecule: messenger RNA, 1766 nt
Organism: Apis cerana (Asiatic honeybee)
Lineage: Eukaryota; Metazoa; Arthropoda; Insecta; Hymenoptera; Apidae
Cellular component (GO): chitin-based extracellular matrix
Molecular function (GO): structural constituent of chitin-based larval cuticle
Source: RefSeq, a predicted model, not a curated record
UAUUCCUUCUGACCGAUGGAAAGUUGGCCUGCAUGUUGCUCGUACCACAGGAAUUUAAACGGGGAUAUAAGUAUAAGAACAGGGAGACGGGGAGUCGUUCGCGGUAGUGUGAGGCAUAAAUGCGCCGGCACCACACCCAGCGUGACCACCAUUGCGACACACACACGGGACACUGCCAUGCGCGUCGCGGUGAUCUUGUUGGCAUGCGUCGCUGUGCUUGUUUCAGCUCAAUUUAACCAAGAUGAUAAUAUACCACAAAAAGGAGGGUCAUCUUUACGAUCAACUCGUUUUCAGAGAUUGCCAUCUGCUCGACCAGCAGUUCCAACUGCACUUGCGAAUCAACGAAUUCGUCGACCAAUUACAUUUAGAUCUAGAAUCGAAGAUUCAAUUGGAACAGGACCAGGCUCCUUUACACCGAUUAAGUCAUUGAAACCAAAUUUACCUACUGGACCAGCAUCACUUCCUCCACAAAUUAAACCAGUAAACGAAGAACCAGAUGAAGGAAUUCGAAUUCACGAAUCACCUCGAGAACAUGAUAAUCAGGAUGAUGAUACCAAUAUAAGUGACGAGCCGUUGGAUAGUCAAGAGGAAAGUGAAGAAAAUAUACCACGUACCGUUGCAAAUCUUGCUUCUAUAUCAAAAACUGCUAAUACUGUCUCAACAGCUCAAUCGGGACAAUAUCGUCCUGUUUCGGGGACAGGAAGUCCAACCACUAGAGGAAGCGGAUUUCCAACAGCACCGUCAGCACCAGUUCAAUAUCGACCGACAUCAAAACCGAACAAAUCAAGAAAACCGAUAGACGAACCAUUUAAGCAACAAGUUAAAUCAUCUACAAAACCAGUGAAAUCAUCUCAACUUUACGACACUCGUGGAAAGAAACCUGUUGCACAGAUUAUAAGACGAUAUCGUAACGAUAAUUCGGAUGGCUCAAUCACAUGGGGCUUUGAAAACGACGAUGGAUCAUAUAAAGAAGAAAUAAUCGGUAUUGAUUGUAUCACCAGAGGUAAAUACGGUUAUAUCGAUCCAGAUGGCAUUCGUCGAGAAUACACGUAUGAAACUGGAAUCAAAUGCGAUGAAGAACAACGAGAAGAAGAAGAGAAUGGAUUUGUGGAUUAUCAAGAGAAUAAAUUAGUACUUCCUGAUGGUAAAACUAUAGAUCUAUCGAGCAUGGGUAAGAAACAAGCUCGUAGACCUCGUUCUCUUCAAAGGAAUUAAUAAUAUUUCAAUAAUUUUUUUGUCUUCAUUUAAAACAUCGAAUUACAUAAAAAUCGAUAAAAAUUUUUUUCGUGAUUAUACAUUUGUUGAAAAAAAAAGUAGAGCUUUAUUAAAUAAAACAUAUAAAAUAAUAUAAAAUAAUAAAUUAAGUUAUUAAAUUAGCAAUUAUAUAUUGUAAUUAACAAUUAUAUUUUAUGAAAAUAAUGACGGUCUAAUUUGCAGAAGAUAUUAAAUAAUUUAUUUUUUUAAAUAUCAAACUAAUAAUAUACAUUGUGUCAUGACUAUCAUUACUAUGCUUUUUAUUCUGAAAUUUAUAAUUAGUAUAUAAUUAUUUAGUUAUAAUUUAUUUAGUAUAUAAUUAUAUCAUGUACAUAAUAUAUAUGUUUAGAUACUUGUAUUGAACUCGUCGAAUAAAAAUGACAAAAAUAUUCUUAACAUGCUGCGUAAUCAUAAACAAAUUUACAAAUGUUAUAAACAAUCUAAUUUAUAUUUAAUAAUAUAUAAUUUUGUAUACAAUAUAUAUAAAUAAUAAGUAAAAAUGACAAAAUUAA